This is a messenger RNA of Vigna umbellata (rice bean), 1932 nucleotides long. NCBI's taxonomy places the organism in Eukaryota, Viridiplantae, Streptophyta, Magnoliopsida, Fabales, Fabaceae. The record is from RefSeq and is a predicted model, not a curated record.
UUUAUGGCUGUAAAACAUUAUAUAUUGUAGUUUUUGCUGUGUUAGAAAGAUGCCACUCCACAGACAGCCCUGAAAGCUACAUGGAAUGAUAUAGAUAAAGUUAAUGCCGUAGGAAGAAAGGAAAGGGGACUAGCAGUACUCAAACAGGCUCUAUAUAUUUUAGAGUGCAGAGAGAAAAAGAGAGAGCAAAGACCAAACAUAAGUCCAAAAAGACACCAACACAAAAUAAAGGAAAGCUCUAUUGGUGGUAAAGGAUAAAAGGGAUCAUUAGCAUACCCUUGUGGCAGAAGUAUAAACUUACCAAGUGAAAGAGAUUUGAUAGAGGGAGAGAACAAAAGGAAACAUAGAAAGAAACUGAUUGAUCGAUAGAAUUACAAGACCGAACUAGAAGAGAACACAGUCAGUCAUUCUGCAUCAAAGGGAUUAAGGUUUGUGUCUUUUUAUAGUUUGAUUAGUUCCCUCUUGCUCUUUCUCCUUGUCAAUGUCCAUGUCAUUUUUAUUCCUUGAGGAAAUGAAAAAAAUAUGAAAUAUUCUUCUCGAUACCCUUUUAUCUUUCAGCUCUUGCUCCCUUUUUUCUAGUAUUAGACAAAACAGAAAAUACCUUAACCUUUCUGACUUUUGAACCCUUAAAUCUUCUUCUGUUCACUCCAUCACAUAUAAAGCUUUGGAGUUUGGAUUCACAUCAGAGGGAGAUGAAAAAGGAAUUAGAUGAUCAAGGACAGUGUUCCUCUCAACCAAUCAACAACAAUAACAACAACAAUAUUCAAAGCUACCAAGAGCACCUUCUCCUUCAACAACAGAUGCAUCAGCAGCAGCAGCAGCAACAAAAUAGUGACAACAUCUUCGGGGGUUCAAGAGGGUUAAUGUUCCCUGAAGUUACUCCAAUCAUGCAACCAUGGUCCAUCCCUCCGGUUCACUCAUUCAACCCGGGUCCGGUUCACUACAACAAUAUUAACACCAACCCUGUCAGAGACCAUCAUGACCAAACGUUUAUAGUCCCUCCCACACCUUCACCCUAUGCGAGCUUCUUCAGCAGAAGGGUCCCUUCUCUUCAAUUUGCAUACGAGAGUCCUUCUUCUGAUCUCCACCAUCUAAGGAUCAUAUCUGACACCCUCGGACCUAUGGUUCAACCCGGUUCAGCACCCUUUGGACUCCAAGCCGAGUUGGGAAAAAUGACUGCUCAAGAAAUCAUGGAGGCUAAGGCUCUUGCUGCAUCAAAGAGUCACAGUGAAGCAGAAAGAAGACGUAGAGAGAGAAUCAACAACCAUCUUGCCAAGCUUCGGAGUUUAUUGCCAAACACUACAAAAACAGAUAAAGCUUCGCUGCUAGCAGAAGUGAUUCAGCACGUGAAGGAGCUGAAGCGGCAAACCUCUCUGAUAGCAGAAAGCAGUGCAGUGCCAACCGAGGCAGACGAGUUGACAGUAGAUGCAGCAGACGAAGAUGGAAAGUUUGUGAUCAAAGCCUCACUGUGCUGUGAAGAUAGAUCAGAUCUCUUACCCGACCUCGUAAAAACGUUGAAGGCCUUGAAGCUGAGAACCCUCAAGGCUGAGAUCACAUCGCUUGGUGGGCGUGUGAAGAACGUGUUGGUCAUUGCUGGUGACGAAGAAAGUUCAAACACCAAUGGAGAACAAAGCAUUCAGCAGCAACAACAACAAUACUGUAUUACCUCAAUACAAGAAGCACUGAAGGCAGUGAUGGAGAAGAGUGGUGGUGGAGAUGAAUCAGCUUCUGGGAAUGUUAAGCGCCAAAGGACUAAUAACAUCAAUUUUCUUGAACAAAGAUCUUUGUAAUUGUUCCGAGAGAGACAAAAGGGGUGGAGUUGGUUAAGGAAAGGAACAGAGAAGGAUCUUUUUCGUGGGAACAGAAACCUUAUAUUGAAUCCUAACAUGGAAAAUGAUGCAUUGAUUGCUCUGUAAGAAGAAAAUGAAAAUG